AUGCCCAGUAGUAACUUGAGACAGGUGUGGAAGGGAAUGAAGAACCAGCUUCCAUCAUUGAAGAUCCUUGAUCUCAGCAAUUCCAUUUACCUGACUGAAGUUAGUGAGUUUUCAUUAGUCCCCAAUCUAGAAAAAUUGAUUCUUGAACAUUGUCCAAGCUUGGUUGAAAUCCAUGAAUCCAUUGAAAACCUAAAGAGUCUUGUUUAUUUGACUUUGAAAGAUUGCAAAACUAUUAGCAAGCUUCCAGAGAGUUUUUCUAAGCUUAAAUCACUGGAGACAGUUAUUAUAUCUGGCUGCUCAAAUCUGAGAGAGUUUCCAGUGCAGAUGAGUAAGAUGGAAUCUCUGAAAGUGCUUGAAAUAGAUGAAGUUCCCAUAAAUCGAAUGCUCACUACGACAGGGGAGCUCAUAUCAUGGCCGCGAAAAAGUAUAGAUAAUUUUUGGGCUUCAUUCCCCUCAAAUUUAGUUGAUUUGAGUCUUAGAAACUGCGGACUUUCUGAUGAUGAUUUUCCUAUGGGUUUUAGUAACUUGCGCUCACUGCAGACAUUGGAUCUAAGCAUGAAUCCAAUUUCUGGCUUACCAGAUUGCAUCAGAGGCCUUGGAGGGAUUGAUCUCCAUAAGUUGCAAAAGUGUACAAGUCUCAAAUCUCUUGUAAGACUACCAAAAGUAAAAGUACUGGAUAUGUGGGACUGUGACUCAUUGGAAAAAGUUACUUUUCAGUCAUUAUCAUGCAUACCAAAGAGAAUAGACAUGUAUCUGAGUAGGCGCUCCAAACUAGCUGAGAUUGAGCACUGGUUCAAGUUGGAACCUAUUGUAAAGGUUGAUGUAAAAAUAAUUAACCUUUUAGGUUUGUGCAACUUGAAACCUAUGGAAGCCAUUAAGAUGUACAACGCCAGCCUUUAUGUAUCAGAGAAAAUGCAUCCCAUUCAGGGAGUGUCUGAAUAUGGUAUAUUCAACACAUUUAUUCUUGGAAACGAGGUUCCGGGGCAGUUCAGCCAUAGAAGCAGCGGUGCCUCCUCAAUGUCUUUUACUAUGCCUUUACUUCCUCCUAACCUCGGGAUUCGAGGCUUCAACUUCUUCUCUGUCUAUGCGAAGUCCAAAGGUCUUCGUUCUGGUCUUUUACCUAAUCAUCCUGUAAUGAUAAGAUUCACUAAUAAGAGCAAGUCUCUGAAGUGGAUCUAUGGGCCAUCAUUCUAUGGCAUUCCAAGUGGCGAUGAAGUCACUGUUUCAGUGUUUACACCAGAGCAACAUUUUCAUUUAAAAGAAUGGGGCAUUCAGAUUGUGGAAGAACAAGAAGACCAGAUGAUCAGUACCCAAGAUAGCAGCAGCAACAUAAAUUCUUGUUAUGAUCCAGAUCAAGAUGUCAAUGACGUCAUUGGUGGAGAUUUAUUAGAGUAUCAGGUGAUGCCAGGAACAUACUUGCUUAGCGGUGGACCUUUAGAAGCAACUAGAGAAAUGUAUAAUAAAGAAAGGCAGCAACAGCAGCAUCAUGGUGAGUCUGGCAUGACGCCUGCAGCAGAAGCAGAAGUAGAAGCAGAUAGGGUUUGCAUUGGCUGCAAGUUUGUCAUUAUGGCCAUUAUCCGAUGGUCACUUGCUCUUUGCUCCCCAAGUGAAGGAAAUGACAGGUCCUGA
Rosa chinensis is the source of this 1629-nucleotide messenger RNA. Its product is annotated as disease resistance protein RPP2B-like. Lineage: Eukaryota; Viridiplantae; Streptophyta; Magnoliopsida; Rosales; Rosaceae. The record is from RefSeq and is a predicted model, not a curated record. The coding region runs from base 1 to 1629 and encodes 542 amino acids. Gene Ontology annotation, molecular function: protein binding. The transcript is spliced from 5 exons.